Molecule: messenger RNA, 1106 nt
Organism: Medioppia subpectinata
Lineage: Eukaryota; Metazoa; Arthropoda; Arachnida; Sarcoptiformes; Oppiidae
Source: the annotation of a GenBank genome assembly
AUGACAGCUAAGAACAAGAGGAGCAGUCCGUCGAUGGAACAGCCACUUAGCGACGAUAGUAUUGAUGACAAUAAUAACAAUAACGAAAAUAUAAUUACUUAUCCAAUUGAAAACAUUGAAGAGAAAAGUGAGCUAAGAAUUAGCGAAACGCCGGACAAAUAUAAUCAACAGAUGGAUGAAUGGCUGAGACGAGAGUAUUAUGAGAACAUCGCUAAGGCUUUGGCGACUAUGAGAAGGAAACGAAGUGAAGAGGAGUUUGACUUUAAUCCAAAUAAUGAUGAAAACGAUGGCAUUAAUGCUAUCGAAGACUCGGAUUUUAUUGCAGACAACUUAAUAGCCAAUGACAUCAAAGAGAGUGAUAACGAGGAGACCAAUGAAAUAGAUAUCGAUUCCCAGCGUUUCUCUCGCAUUAAUACAAAACUUGAAUCCAUUGAAGACUCACUCCUUAGCGAAGCGAUUGGUUUAAUACGAGAGACGGCACAAAAGGGAUCGCAAUCUGAGGCCGAAAGUAAUAAAAUUGAAAACAGACUGAACGCCGCCUAUAAUAUUGAAGACAUGCGAACAAUAUUAGACGACUUACACAAAACUGUCGAUAAAAUCAAUGUUGAAAACGACAGGAAUAAUGAUUUGAUUGAAACAGCAAAUAGAGAAGUGGCCACAGAUUUGAUCGAUAAUCAAAUUGAUUACCAAAAUACCAAUGAUUUGGUGAACUCAUUAUCGAAAUCAGAAUCAGUGAACAAUUGUUUUGCAAUUGAGAUGUUUUCGAGUGAUUGCUCUUCAGUGGCAGAUCUGAUGCCAAACUCAAGACUUCGUGAAUCGUUUACAGAGGCGUGUAAUUGGCAUCACAUUUGCUACACAUGUGGAGAAGUUUAUGGACUAUUGUCUAGUGAUUGUGAUUCUGGUUUUCUGGAGGCCAGUCGUCUGGCCUGUAAUGACAGUCCUUCGUGUGAGACGUUCUCCCGACUCGUGUUAACGCCUUUACGACAAAGCCGUGUCUUUUAUAAAAGCUCUGUCCCUAAGACAUGCUUUCAAUACCAAUGUAUUAAAGAUUACUUAUUUGAUUCACAAAACAACAAACGCUAGAAAACCAUCUCAUUAUUUGCCCG